GUUAUGACAACAUGUUUCUAAUUAUAGAAAGUCCACGUUGGAACCUCCACGCUGGAGGAAGACACGAUAACAUGGUUCGGCAGGGGCUUUUCUUGUUAUUUCGAAUCAGUUGAUGGUCGAGUAAAGAAGUCAUAACACAUAAUUGGUGCAAACUAAAAUGGUUGGCGAGCUAAACAUCGAUAAUAUCAAGACUGCUCUGGAAAAGAGAGAUCAGUCAGGCGGUUCUUUUGAUUUCGCUUCGGCUGUAAGUUCUUCCUGGAACUACAUUCAGUACUUGUACAACUCGAUGACAACGUCGAAAAAUGCAUCAAGUGAAUUUGAAGAUAUUGUGAGGUGCAUUGACUGUGAAGCCCUCCAAAUCGCUGACGAUGGUGAUGGCACAGCCGGAUUUCAACAUAUUCCGGUCUAUAUACAACUAUACAUAUUUUCUCUCUUGAGUUCGCAUGAUUUAGUCCGAUUAUCAACGACGUGCAAAUAUUGGCAUGCAUUAUCAGAAGACGAGUUGCUAUGGAAAUCAUUUCUUGAACGAGAUAUGGUGAAAUGGAGUAUAAUAGGAAACCGCUCAAAUCCAAUCACUUAUACAGAAGUCAACUCUGACCUUACAUUUAAACAAAUAUAUGUUAGAUGUCAUCCUAAUAUCAACGUGGAAUUACCAAACUUUCAUCUGUCUAGUCUACUUCGGUCAUUACUGCCGAAGAAACCACCUAAGAUAGUAAUGUUUGGGCCGGGACUUGAAACUAAUGUGAGAGGCAUCACUAAGAAGGUGAUUUACAACAGAAACAGCCUCAUGUUUAAAGUGUGUGGUAUGUUUCCAGGAGAGUUUCCAGGAGUUGGUUCUGGUUUUGAUGUGCUUGUCAAAGACUCGAUGAAAGAAAUGAAACUUAUUACUCUGUAUUCUGCAACAAAGAGUGAAAGAGAAAAUGGAAACAUGCAGAAUCGAGCACAGAGAAACCGACUUCUUGUCGCUGCCAGACACCAUCCUGAUGGUAUAAAUGAUAACAUACCCGAAUAUGAACUUCAAGAUGUACUCAAAGAUCUCUGUAGAUCUGUGGACGGAUUUAUAUUUAUUGUGGAAUCUACUGCUGACAGUAACUUCAGUACGUAUAAGAAAAAUAUUCUUCACUUCAUAGUCUGUAGCUUUGCAGUGUUCUCCCCAGGAUACAAAGCCAUAUAA
Saccoglossus kowalevskii is the source of this 1174-nucleotide messenger RNA. Its product is annotated as F-box only protein 4-like. The record is from RefSeq and is a predicted model, not a curated record. Gene Ontology annotation, biological process: SCF-dependent proteasomal ubiquitin-dependent protein catabolic process; protein polyubiquitination. Gene Ontology annotation, cellular component: SCF ubiquitin ligase complex. NCBI's taxonomy places the organism in Eukaryota, Metazoa, Hemichordata, Enteropneusta, Harrimaniidae. Gene Ontology annotation, molecular function: protein binding.